UCCCCUUAAAAUAUUUUUACGAAAAUAACAUAACCGGGAGGUCAUGCGUUUACGUCUGGACGCACACGGACAGAAUUGCACUGCAGGUAUGGACACUGUUGGGCACUGGACAUGCUCUCUGGUUUUCAUUUUGACUUUCAUGAUAUGUCCAGUCUUGGUCCAGCCAAUCAAGUCUUUGCCUUUGGUCCCCUUCUUUACGGUGUGGAAUGCUCCCACCGAGCGCUGUGGGACUCGCUAUGGCAUCGACCUCGAUCUGAGCGUCUUUGACAUCAUCUAUAACCAGAACCAGACCUUCGUUGGCAGUAACGUCACCAUCUUCUAUUCAGACCAGCUGGGCCUCUACCCGCACUACACUCAGCAGAAUGAAUCUGUGCACGGCGGUGUUCCUCAGAACUGCAGUCUGAGGGCUCACCUGUUACAGGCAGACUCUGACAUCCGGAAAGCCAUCCCGGAGCGGACCUUCCAAGGGCUGGCCGUUGUGGACUGGGAGAGUUGGCGGCCACUGUGGGAGCGGAACUGGGCCAGUAAGGAGGUGUACUGGCAAGGCUCACGGGAACUGGUUAGGGCCAAGCACCCUCACUGGCCACCAAAGCAGGUUGAGGCGCAGGCUAUUAAAGACUUUGAGGGGGCAGCUCGGGCCUUCAUGGAGGAGACCCUGCUGCUGGGCCGUGCCGAACGGCCGGGCGGACUGUGGGGCUUCUAUGGCUUCCCUUGCUGCUACAACUACCAAUACAAGAAGAAUGAGACCUACACCGGAGAGUGCCCUCCUCUGGAAGUGAAGAGGAACAACAAGCUGACAUGGCUAUGGAAUGCCAGUACAGCUCUAUAUCCUGACAUUUACCUGGAUCUGGGGCUUAGGGGUCGUGACCGAGAAAUUCUGCUGUACACCCGACACCGCGUCCUAGAGGGUAUGCGGGCAAGAGAGCAGGUCACCCUCAGCCCUCCAUCUGUUAUUCCGUAUGCCCGGAUUGUCUAUACCUACACUCUGGAGUUUCUUUCGCAGGAUGAUCUGGUUCAUACCAUCGGUGAGAGUGUUGCAUUAGGAGCAGCAGGAGUGGUACUGUGGGGAGAUUCACUCUACGCCCGGAGCAAGAGCACCUGUAAAGCCGUGAAGGACUACCUGGACACUACACUGGGCCAAUACAUCGUGAACGUGACCGAGGCGGCAUUCCUCUGCAGCAAGGCCCUGUGCUCGUCUCGGGGCCGUUGCGCCAGGCGAGACCCAGGGUCAGUGGCCUACCUACAUCUAGACCCAACCUUGUGGGUCAUCAUUCCCAGAGCGGAGCUUCCAGGCGGGCCCACCGAAGGCCCGUCCUAUGUAGUGCAGAGGAGGGCGAGGAGUGGUAUGGGGAAGAGGAGUUCUUUCACAGGGCCAUUUAAGUGCCAAUGUUUCCCAGGCUGGAAGGGGGAUCACUGUGAGAAUCCAAUACCUUUUAACAAUUCAACCUGAAUAAGGGUCCUAGGGUUAUUAACAGCCAAAUUUCUGGCUUUUAUAAACUGGAAGUGUUUUCAUCUGGGUAAUGACCCAAUGCCAAAAUCUGAUCAUUUGCGUAUGGAAAGACAUGGAUAGCUUGCCCUUAAGCAAAGCUACGCUAGGCUAUUUGAACUUGAGGGUUCUGACUGUAUUUUAAAAAGAAAACAAAAGGCAGUUGACAUGUUUUUCAGUUACAAAAGGCCAUUUGAAGAUGGUACUUCUUACCUUUUUAUUGUUAUGGCAUAUAGCAGCUCAAAAAUGAAUUCAUCCCACUAUGCUUAGAACUGUAUAGCCUCAUGAAGGCCUGUUGUAUACAGGGGUUGGCUCACACAGUCAUCUUCAAGAUGCAGUAAGAAAUUCUUUAUAAUGAAAUUCAUAGCCAUAACAAAAAUGCACCUUUUAAAAUAAAUAAAAAAUACUGAGGCACAAGAAGCAUGUCAAUGUCAAGUGACCUGUAGAAAUGAAUAGUAAUUUCUAACGGUGAAGUGUGACAGUCACAUUUUUAGCAUGCUUGUUUUUUAAUUUAAAAAUAAAUUGAUUUUAUAUAAUCAACAUUUUAUGUAAUCUAGAAAUGCUGUUCUAAUUAAACUGCCCAUUUGUUUGUGGCUUUCAGAUUUGUAGUAGGUUCUUUUGUUACCCUUCUUUUGUUACCCUUUUUUUUAGUUUAUUUUUUAAAAUGAUUUUCCUAUUUUGUUACUAUUAUAGUUUGCUUUCAGAAUGUACACAGCUGUUGUCGUCGUCGUCGUCGUCGUCACCCCAGCCCCCGGCCCCUUCAGGGUUUUCCCUGUAUUUCAUCUACCACAGGUCCAUAGGCGUAUACCCCUUGCAUCGCCGCUAGAUGGCGCUAAAUGUAUAGCAAAACAAUUUUGUUGGCGUUCUUUCUUUACUGCCAUUUUAAUUUUGGCAAUCUAUUAUAUUCAGUAAGGCUCAGCCAGUAGUUUUACUGUUGGGCAUCGUUAGAGAGCAGUGACCGGGGGACUAUGGCAGAGUGUAGACUGAUCUGGACUGAAAAAAAGACUCUAUAUAUAUAUAUAUUAUAUAAAUAAUAUCCUAGAGUUUCUCAAAGGUCAGAUUUCACUCUACAUAAGAGACUUCACAAGUUAUAGGAAUCAAACCGAUGACUGAGGUCCAAUACUAGGAUCACUUGCAUGAAAAAUGUUUUUGGCUCUUAUGUUGCAAUAAAUUGACCCAGAGGACCCUAAAGGACUUAUCAUACAUUAGCAGUAUAACCGCUGUUUAAAUGUAUCUAUUUGUAAUUGUCUGGGUGCAUUAGGUAUUUAUGCUUAUCUUCAGCUGUGGUGUACAUCUGCAUGUACUA
Electrophorus electricus (electric eel) is the source of this 2792-nucleotide messenger RNA. Its product is annotated as hyaluronidase 1. Gene Ontology annotation, cellular component: cytoplasmic vesicle. Gene Ontology annotation, biological process: hyaluronan catabolic process; carbohydrate metabolic process. Gene Ontology annotation, molecular function: hyalurononglucosaminidase activity. The record is from RefSeq and is a predicted model, not a curated record. Lineage: Eukaryota; Metazoa; Chordata; Actinopteri; Gymnotiformes; Gymnotidae.